CUAUAAAAGCCGCGGCGGUCCCCGGGCGGUGCUCAGAAGGCUGGCGGGCCGCUAGGAUGGCGGAUGAGGAGGAAGACCCCACCUUUGAGGAGGAGAAUGAAGAAAUUGGAGGAGGAGCAGAAGGUGGACAGGGGAAGAGAAAGAGACUUUUCUCUAAAGAAUUACGGUGUAUGAUGUAUGGGUUUGGGGAUGACCAGAAUCCUUACACCGAGUCAGUGGAUAUUCUCGAAGAUCUCGUCAUCGAGUUCAUCACUGAAAUGACUCACAAGGCAAUGUCGAUUGGAAGACAGGGUCGAGUGCAAGUUGAAGAUAUUGUCUUCCUGAUUCGAAAGGACCCAAGGAAGUUUGCUAGAGUUAAAGACUUACUGACUAUGAACGAAGAGUUGAAACGGGCUCGGAAAGCUUUCGAUGAAGCCAACUAUGGAUCUUGACACCAUUUGGAAUUUCUGGAAUUUUGAUAUUUUAUUUGGAAACCAUGCGUUGUAAUAUCACGAUUGCUAGGCACACAAUGAAAGAGGUCUUCAAUUUUAGCUUCAUACCUUGAGCCUUUCCUUGCCUGCCUUGAUCUGGCUGUAUUUGAAUUCUUUACUGGGCUUUAAUGACUACUAACUUAAAAUACAGCCGACCAUGCAGUUCCAGCUCCACAAGGCAGACUUGUGUGUGCCAAGCUAUAUACCUUAGCUGCAUAAUAUGCAGUCUAAAUGUCCUUUGACUUUAUGAAAGUUGAGACAUGUCCUUUAUGUAUUUCAAGUUUUUAUGACAGUGGCAGAGAGUUAUUAAAGAGAGUGGACUGGUUUGUGUUUCUUUUAAGGAACUAAA
Peromyscus eremicus (cactus mouse) is the source of this 819-nucleotide messenger RNA. It is a transcript of the gene Taf13, whose product is annotated as TATA-box binding protein associated factor 13. NCBI's taxonomy places the organism in Eukaryota, Metazoa, Chordata, Mammalia, Rodentia, Cricetidae. Bases 57 to 431 code for a protein of 124 amino acids. Gene Ontology annotation, cellular component: transcription factor TFIID complex. Gene Ontology annotation, molecular function: protein heterodimerization activity. The transcript is spliced from 4 exons. The record is from RefSeq and is a predicted model, not a curated record. Gene Ontology annotation, biological process: transcription by RNA polymerase II.